CCAGCGUCGCUCAGCAACAUCUAUAAAAUAUUUAAAUGCCUCAAGCUAGAUGCACAUAACACAGAGCGGCUGAAACAUCCAGUAUUACAGGAAGAUCAUGACAUAUCAGGAAAACCACUGGGAUGGAAGGAAAAAAUGAAGUCAUGGCUCUCACAGGAAACCUUCAAGCAUUACUGGAGACACACAUGCUGUGUGUGGGAUGUAAUAAGUGCUGUAAAAAACACAAUGAGAUUUUGCACUCCCGUAAAGAGAUCAUUCAUAACUGCUCAGAAGACAUCUUACUGAUCAAGCAGAAAGGUAACAAUUCAGUGUGGAGGCCUAUUGCCCCCCUGCCAGACUUUCCCAGACCUCCCAAAUAUGUUGUUUGCUGGCACUUCACUGAAAGUGGAUGCACCCGGCAUGGACGUAGCUGUACCUACGCUAGGAGCUCAGAAGAAGCAGCGCUGUGGAACGUCAUGAAGGAUGAAAAACUGACAAUACCUCAGAUUUUGAAUAUGAUAAAACAAAACCAAAGGACACUACAGUCAAAGUCUCAAAAGAAAGGAGGACAGGUUGACUGCACAUUAUGUCAAGUCCACUUCCCGACAGAUGAAGAACUGAUGAACCACUGUUUCACUGUGAAGCACAGGAGACUGAUCUUUGAAGACACCUCUCAGACUUGGAAAUACCGUGAUCCGCCACCAACACACAAGGACCUGAAAUUGUGUGAAAGAUCCCUGAUAUGCGAUUAUGGUGAUAACUGCACAAAGGCACACAGUCAAGAGGAACUUCGUGAAUGGGAAAAAAGAAUCAAGGCUUCACGAAAAAGGACCACAGAUGCAGCCGAGAUGGGUCUACUGUCCUAUCAGGACAAGCUUUUGGGGGAAUACAGACACAGCAACGAAAAGAAAACGAUUAUCAGUGACACCCUUCCUGAUGUUUUUAUCAUCUGUGACCCAGAUGUAGACAGCAUCUAUGUAAUAAAAAAAGGAAUACAGUGUACAUGGAAUUUUACCAUUAUUUCUAAGGAACCUCUAGAAUUUAUUGCUUUACUCAGACGGGAACUGGAGGCGAAAUUCAGCAUCAGCAAAGACCCCGAUGAGGAACGGACAUAUUCCACUAAUGCUUGGUUUGAAACUAGCCAAACAGAGUAUGAAAUCCCAGUGUCCUUCAAAUCUGACCAACCAGGCUUGUAUGAGCAGUGGGUAGUGUUUGACUUCGACACGAGACCCGUACUACGACAAAAAAUCAAGGUCAGAGUUGGAGAGGAUGAGUGUAAGGGAACAUCAGUCAUGACCCCAGCACCUGAGAUUCCGCUAAAAAAACAAGAGACUGAAGGGAAUCUUGAGCCCUGGAAUGAGGAAAGCCUGGAAAUCAUUCCUUUUUUUGAAAGAGAAGAGGCAGAGAAAGAGCUGAUAAACAGAUACAAGCUCAUCAUGAUAGAUGAGAUGAACAGUGUGAUUAACCAUGACAAUUACAAACACAGCAUGCACAAUUUUUUAUAUCAGGAGGAAAAAGCAGAAGGUGAACUGCUCACAAGGCUGAAUCUACGAGGCACUGUGCAGUUGAAAAAUCAGCUGUUCGAUCUCAGGUUUGGAAUGAAAUGGGCUUAUCCGGGGCAACUUUUUGCUUCUGUGCCUCUGUCUCACCCACUAACUCCUGAUGCUCCUCAAGGCUUCAUAGUGAAAAGACAGGCUAUCAGAUCUCUUGUUCGUGUUGUGAAAAACAAUGAUUAUUUUGGGCCUAUUUAUGAGGCUGAAUUUCUGAAAGACACUGCCACAGAGACACAAGUAGCAUUGCAGCUUUCCAAACAAUGCUGCACUGAUUUGAACCUGCAGAAUGGACAGCAGUGUGAGAUGGAAGUCCAGUUCCAGCUAAAUCGUCUCUGGUUCUGCGAGAUGCACAAAGCCAUUGAUGAUCUCCCCAACUUAGACAAAGUCUUACCUGACCUGAAAAACAGCAACUUCUGUAUUUCUUCUCAGUCAGAUACAGAAGAGUUAAAUGAGAAGCAGCAAGCAGCAAUGAACUUUGUUCUGAGUGUAACAGACAACAGAAGCAGCAUCCCACCUUUGUUGAUUUAUGGACCCUUUGGAACAGGGAAAACUCGAACCCUUGCAAAGAUGACCCAGGCUCUUGUGCUGCAACCACAGAACAAAAUCCUGAUUUGCACACACACAAACAGUUCUGCUGAUCUUUAUGUAAAAGGACAUUUUCAUGAAUAUGCAGCUGUUCAUCAUGAAGCCAGACCUUUGAGAAUCAAGGCAAAGAAAAGCCAUCUCAGAUCCACUGAUCCCAUCACUCUACAGUACUGCCAUUUAUCCAGAGACGGCAGUCAUUUUGAGUUUCCUGAUAAAGCUGUUUUAGAUUCCACAAGAAUCAUCAUAACAACAACUGCUGUGGCUCGUUUCUUCCAUGACAUGAAGCUCCCUGAAAACUACUUCAGCCACAUUCUGAUUGAUGAAGCUUCGCAGAUGUUGGAGUGUGAGGCUCUUAUGGCACUGGGCUUAGCAGGUAAAAAUACACGUGUUGUUUUAGCAGGAGAUCACAUGCAGAUGGGACCCAAGCUCUUCUCUGUGAGACAAGACAAAUGCUCAGAACAAACCCUGCUCAAUCGCCUCUUCUAUUACUACCAAGCUGAAAACAGUGACAUCGCCAAACAAAGCAGGAUCAUUUUCACUGAAAACUACCGUUCCACAAAGGACAUUGUGGAUUUUGUAUCAACACAUUUUUAUGUGGGAAAGAGUGAUGUGAUCAAGGCUAGAGGAGAUGUGCCUCCUCAUCCAGACCAGCAUGCCUUGCAGUUCCAUCAUGUAAGAGGAGAAUGCUGUUUGGACCCAACAAGCAUGUCCUGGUUCAAUGCGGAACAAAUUCGAAGUGUUGUUGACAUUGUGCAAGGAAUAAUGGAGGAAUGGCCUCAAGAGUGGGGUGAUAAAGAUCCAGAAUCAGUCUGUGUCCUUUCUCAAGGCAGACAGGUGUUGGAAAUCAGACAAAGACUGCGUCAGCUUGGACAGCCCCGUUUCACUGUGGAGAAUGCAGAAAAUGUGCAAGGAAAACAGUUCAGAGUAAUCGUGAUUUCCACUGUGCACACCAAGGACAGCCUAUUAGAGACGGACCGGACCUGUCUUGAGUUUUUCAAUGACAUGCGAGUGCUGAACACAGUUAUGACAAGAGCCAAAUCCCAAAUAUUUGUUGUUGGAGAUGCAGCUGCCCUUUGCUGCCAUCAAUUCGGUACAUGCUGGAGACUAUGGAGAUCGUACAUUGAGGAUUGCAUCAAAAAGGAGAGUGUCCAUGAUUUUACCUUGGAUUCUUUGAAACAAGAUCUCCUUGAGAUAUCUGAGCUCUGCAGAAGUGAGGAUGAAGACAGCAGUGAUAGUGAAUCAACUACAUCUGAAAUACCAGACACAGAAGACCCAAUACUUCAAGAGCUUCUCGAUGAGAGCAAAUACAUAAACGUUACAUUGACAGAGGAAGGCUUGUUUCCAGUUUUUCAACAUGAGCAAUUCAUCAGUAGUGUUAGAAACCAAAUUGCAGAAGUAGAUGAAGAGCAAUUGUUGACUAACUCUUCAACACAUAAACACUGUGAGCUGGUCAAAGAGAGCUUUGAAAGAGCUUAUGCAAAACCACUUGACGAGCCCUCCAUAAGAAUCGAGAUCAAGGGCAGAAAAAACAUAGGACAGGCAUUCCCAGGAGACAAGGUAACAGUGGAGAUCCUGAGUGAGAUAUCAGAUCCUCCUACGGGAAAAGUAAUCAACAUCCUAGAAAGUGCGGAUACUGUCAAAAAAUUUGUCUGCACCCUUGAAACACACGACGGUCAAGUAAUGAUACCUAUCAACAAAUGCAUCUCCAAAAUCUACACACCAUUCUGGAAAGACAAACCAAAUCACAUUGCUGUAAGAAAUCCUGAGGACCUCAAAUUAGAGAAGUUCAUCAAAAUCCGUGAAGAGGCACACAGAAAAUAUCUCUUCGUUGUCAAAGUGCUUAAGUGGGGAAAGUUUUACAAAUAUCCCCUGGGGAUUGUUGUGGGAGUGUUUCCCAAUAUAACAACUUUAGAUGAUGGAUUAAAGGUUCUUGACAUAGAGUUCCAGUUGAGCAGGACACUUUCUUCAUCUUUGGAAAUACAGAUGAGAGACUUUCAAAGUCUUAAUUUAUUUGAAGAUGGGCGAAAAGAUUUUCGCAUGCUCCCAACAUUCACCAUUGAUCCUGCUGAUUCACAAGACCUUGAUGAUGCAAUCAGUGUACGGGAUAUAGGUGAGUGCUAUGAAAUAGGAGUUCACAUUUCUGAUGUUGCUAGCUUUGUGGCUAAAGACAGUGAACUGGACAAAUAUGCAAGACAGCAGUGUACUACAUUCUAUCCACGUGGAAAGGACCCAAUACACAUGUUCCCUAAAGAGCUGAGUGCCAAUUUCUUCAGUUUAAUCCCUAACAAUGACAGACGAGCAAUCUCCUUGAUAAUAAAAGUGGAUACUAAGACAAACCGCAUAAAGGAAAGAUUAAUUUGCAAAUCUGUCAUUCACUCCAAGAGGAAAUUUUCUUAUGAUGAAGCAGAGGACAUCUUUGAAAACACUCAUCAGCCUUCUGACCUGCUUGAAAUUUGCCUUUUGAAAGCAUGGACCUUUGCUGAGGUCCACAGGAGAUACAGAAAACAGGAAGACUGGUGCUAUAAAGCACCAGAUGAAGACGUGACUCUGGGAAGAAGGCGAUCUCACCUAAUGGUGGAAGAGCUGAUGGUCAUGUUUAACCACACGGUUGCUGAACGUCUUCUGUUUGAUGAAACAACAAGGAGCAUAACUCCAUUGAGAUGCCAGGACAGGCCAAAGAGUGAAAAGCUCACUGACCUUUUUGACAAAAAUGCCUCCUUGAUUCCACUUUCUGUUCACUUCUCAAGUCAAGCACGCGAGACUCAAUAUGUGUCUCAUGAACUGAAUAACCAAGGUUUGAUCCACCGCAGAGCCAUGCCAAACCCUCAGGCUGGCAUUUCUGAUUAUGAAACCUUCCCCAUAUUAAAAUCUGUUUUGAGAUGCUUGAAGACAGCAGUAGAGCAGAAAAAUAUCUACAAAAUAAUUGACUUUAUUGCAACUGAUGAGAUUCACCCCCAACUUCUCCCUUUUGCUAUUGCAUUUAGGAGACUGUUUUACAAAGCAUGCGUCCUGCGCUCAAACUCAACACAUGUCUCAAGAAUUGGGCACUAUGAUUUAGAUCUUGACAGCUAUACAUGGGCCUCAUCUCCAGUCCGCCGAUAUAUAGAUGUUAUUGUACAGCGCCUUCUUCAUUCUGUGAUUAACAACACAAAUGUUAGGUACAAAGCUCAUGACAUUGACCUGUCUUGUAUGGAAUUUUCCAGAAAAAAUGACCAACAGUCAGCAUAUGAGAGGAAAGCAAAUGCUUUACAUUUUGCAAUAGAACUGUCGACCCAAAGCGAAAGGAAGGUGGCCUACAUUGCUGAACUCAAUGCAUCAGGGGCAAAAUUCAUAUUAUCCUUCCCACUUAACAGAGCCUCUAUAUCAGAAAACUUAGACAUUAUGUACAGGGAUCUUCAGUUGGCAGAUCAACCACAUUUUGAUGAAACCAACAACUGCAUGAUCUUGAAAUGGGUGCGAAGGAUAUAUUCAUUCUCCAAUCCUCACAUCCUUGCUGAAGUGAAAAAGCAAAAUCCAAACUCAGUCAUGGCCUAUGUCUCUACAAAGACCUGGAAAUGCCUAGCAGCUUCUCUUAGAGAAGAAAACUGGGACAGAUUGUUUCCCCUGAUUGAGGAGCUUGACGUCAGCUCAAGAAUCCAUGCAAGACAAUUCCAGGAAAGACUGAGAAAUGCUACAAGUUCAGAAAAAUCUGAUCCCAUGUAUGCUGAGCAUUAUGCCGAACUGUCGAUGAGAAUAAAGCCAGGUGAGGCGGUCGAAGUACAGCUAGGUGCAGCCACGGCUCGAGGACUAAUGACGCCAGCAAUUCAGCUGUUUGCUGUUCAUCCAAAAUUUGAGAUUUGUUUGGAGCAUGUGAAAGAUCCAAUCAAGUGUUUUUCUAACUAUGCUCUCCACUCAUCAAGGAAUUCAUACAAGACAUACAUGGAUUAUCAGGAAAUAUGGAAACCUUUGUGUGAAAUGGAGUCAGCCUCCAGUGCUGUGGCAGAAAAUGAGAGCAUUCUUAUUGAAGAUGCAGCCUUGAAAUGGGAAAACUCUUGUGAAGAGAAGCUUCAAGGUUUUUUUCUCCUCCCACUGGACAAAAAAUCUCAGUGGUCCAUUGAAUGUGACCUCAAGAACAGUUUUCUCUGCAUUCGAACUAAGAUUCACCAAAGUCAGAGUAGUCCCUCUCAGUCCACAGCUCUCAUGGAUAUUCCUUCUAUCACUUGGGUGGCCCAUGGCAUAAUUACAAAAGCUGAAGAAAUAGAAUCCAAAGAACUGAAGAAUUUACAAAUUGAUUUUCAGAUUAACCACAUGCCCAUGACAAAGAUUCCAGAAGCCAUAUUCUCCGAGAGGACAAGAUUUACUCUGGAGCUGAUUCCAAAGCUUCUGCCAGAUGUCCGCAAAGAGAAUGCAAUUAACAGUCUAACCAAAGCCAACAACCUUGUAAAAAAUAUUGCCAUGGGCAGGAAAAUCAACUCUGAAGGAGGUUGUAAUGUUUCGAAGCAGAUACCAGCCAGAUUUGAGAUUGACAAGUAUCUCCCUUCUGGGUUUUCCCAUCUAAACAACAGUCAGAGUAAAGCUAUAAGAGAGGCACUGGCCAACCCAUUCACUCUUAUCCAAGGCCCACCAGGGACUGGAAAAACUGUUGUUGGUGUCCAUAUUGUAUACUGGUUGCUCAAGAAUAUCCAACAGCUUCCUGCCACCAGUUCACAGAAGAAGACAGCUGUUCUGUACUGUGGCCCCUCAAAUAAGUCUGUUGAUGUUGUUGCAGGUCAUCUCCUAAAACUUCAAAAUGAACUUAGACCUCUCAGAGUCUACAGUGAUCAGACGGAGAUGUUGGAGUUUCCUUACCCAGGUAGCAAACUGAAGCUGUCACGCAAUUCAAAAAGAGGCGAAAAACCCAACACAGAGCUCAGUUCCAUUGCUCUACACCACCUGAUUCGAAAGGAUGGCAACCCAUAUUCCACAAAAAUAUUAGCUUUUGAUAAUAAAAUUAGAAGAGGAGAUCAAUUCACUAAUGAAGAAAAAAAACACUACAAAGACGUUCUCCAAGAGGCUCGGAAACAUGAAUUACUGCGGCAUGAUGUCAUCUUGUGCACUUGCACAGCAGCCUCACACCAUGCUUUAGCUGAUGCCCUCGACUUCAAACAGAUCAUCAUUGAUGAAUGUGCCAUGGCAACUGAACCUGAAGCCUUUAUUCCACUAGUGGCUCAUAAGCCUGAGCAGAUUGUUCUUCUGGGCGAUCAUAUGCAGCUGCAGCCUGUAGUCCACUGUGAUGUGGUGGAGCGACUGGGAAUGAGCAAAUCUCUUUUUGAGCGUUACAUGGAGAAAGCACUCAUGCUUGACACUCAGUACAGAAUGCAAGAAGACAUUUGUGAAUUUCCAUCUAAGCAGUUCUAUGAAGGAAAGUUAAAAACUGAAACAUCGCCCAAAACAAGUCUCUUCCUUAUUAAAUCAAGGCCAACAUGCAUCGUUUUUGGUCAUGUUGAAGGAAAGGAGAAUAGUCUGGUGGUCUCGACUGAACGGGGGAAUGAAAAUUCAAAAGCAAAUUUGGAAGAGGCAGAAGAAGUGGUGCGGAUCGCCAUUCUUUUGACUGAGGCUGGGAUAAAGACCAAGGACAUUGCCAUUCUCACACCAUAUAAUGCUCAAGUGGCAAGUAUUAAUGAGUUCCUGUCUGAUAAGGGUUUACGUGACAUCACGGUCAACACCAUCAUGAAAAGUCAAGGAAGUGAAUGGAAAUAUGUCAUCAUGUCAACUGUGCGCUCUUGUCCCAAAUCUGAUAUCGAAACAGAACCAACCAAAUCCUGGAUUAUGAAACGACUUGGAUUCAUCAUGGACCCACAUCAAGUUAACGUGGGCAUCACCAGGGCUCAAGAAGGCCUGUGCAUCAUUGGUAAUAAAAACUUGCUGCGGUGCAGUGUGUUGUGGAGAAGACUUCUGGAUCAUUAUAAGGAGAAAGGAUGUGUAGUGAAUCCCGCCCGGCACAUCCAGGUUCAAAAACCCACUAGAAGUCUGCUGAGAACUGCUAGAAGAUGAUGUGCUUCAUGCAGUUUUAUUUUUGGAGAUGCAUUUGCUUUACAGCUGUGUUAAAUGUGCACUCAUAUACUCUACAUUCACUUAUUAUUUAUGCAUUACUAUUGUGAUUGUUUUUUUAUUGAUUUAUUUUUUUUAAUUGACACCAGGGAACAUUGCACUGUCAGAUCUGUUGAAAUAACUACUCUUGAAUGGCACUUUAGUACAUAUUAACUUUUAAUUAAAAAAAGCUCCAACCCUGAAAAAAACCUCACCUGCCUGUAGCAAUAGCCAAAAAUUCAUUGUAUGGGUCAAAAUUAUCCAUUUUUAUUUUAUGCCAAAAAUCAUUAGGAUAUUAAGUAAAGAUCAUGUUCCAUGAAGAUAUUUCUUACCGUAAACGUAUCAAAACUUCAUUUUUGAUUAGUAAUAUGCAUUGCUAAGAACUUCAUUUGGACAAAUUUAAAGGCGAUUUUCUCAAUAUUUUGAUUUUUUUGCACCCUCAGAUUCCAGAUUUUCAAAUAGUUGUAUCUCAGACAAAUAUUGUCUGAUCCUAACAAACCAUACAUCAAUGGAAAACUUAUUUAUUCAGCUUUCAGAUGAUGUAUAAAUCGUAAUUUAUGUAAAAAUUUACACUUUGACACUUAAGACUGGUCCAGGGUCACAUAUGUCUAUUCUCAAAAUAAACAAAACAAACACAUCGGAACCAUAUAAAGGCUAUUCAUGUGAGCACAUUUAAACUAAAGGAUUUAAUGUAUAGACUACUUUGUUCAUUUGAUCCACUACUCCACAUAGAAAAAACCCAGACAUGCCAACUAGUUACUGGCCUGAUGCAGACACAUAGCUGAAGAGGAUUGAUAUCGUCUUGGUGGAGCGAGGUUCACGUAAGGUAACGUGAAAAUAAGUCUCAAAUCUGCCCCAAUGGCUCUCAAUUAGAACGCACUGCAGUUCCCCUUUUCACCACAGAUUUACGUUGCAAAAUUGUGGGGGCGCUGUUGAGCUCGGGAGGGCUCAGGCACUGUCUGACCCACUUAGGCUAAGGCUACGUUCACACUGCAGGCAAAUGUUACAUUGUUACAUUUACAUUUAGCAGACGCUUUUAUCCAAAGCGACUUACAGUGCAUUCAGGCUAUACAUUUACAUUUAUCAGUAUGUGAUAAAUGUAAAUGUGGCCCAAAUCUGAUUUUUUUUUUGCUCACAUGUGACUCAGAUCUGUUUUUGUCAUGACAGUGUAAACAGCACAAACCGCAUGGAAUCUGAUCUUUUCAAUUCUGAUUUGUGCCACUUCCAUAUGUGGUACUAAAUCCGAUCCAUGUCAGAUGUUUUGCAAUGCGACCGCAGUGAACAGUCAUGUCGGAUUUCAUUUUACGUCACUCUAGAUUAGAUUAGAUUAUCAACAUUAGAUCAACAUUCGUCAUAAUUCCACGCUGACGCGAGACACUUCAAAGAUUGUACAUGCCCAAAGUUAUCAAGACAGUAGCGAAAGGUAAUCAGUGGAAGUGUGAUGUGUCAGAACUCAUAUGUAUUACAGUGACAACAAGCAAAACAUGAGGGCUCGUAUCAUAAAAGUUUCAAAACUCUGCUUUCUUGUCGUCACAUCCUUGUCUUUAUUUGUUCAUAUUGCCAGUGCAUAAUUUUGCUGGCUUCUGCAGCAGAUCACACUAUAAAUGAACGCAUAAUCGCUUACUUUACGCUUACGCGCUGUGCUAGUGUUGCCAAAUCCACUUCGUGGGUUGACGCGACCCCACUAACGCAAUAUUUAGCCCCCUGAACAUGAUUGGGCUAGUUUUGGACUAGUUUUGAGAAACAAUUGGGUGGAUUUUGUUGUGAAAAUCUGGAAACACUGUUCAUAUCGUUCUUUUGUGCAUGCGGGUCAGUUCAGAACCAUGAUCUGUUCACACUGGAAAUCUGAUAUUGGCCACAUUUAAAACAAUAAUGUGAACAGCUAUACAAAAAAAAUCAAUUAAGCACUAAGGCUCACAGUGUGAACGUAGCCUUAGUAUCAUGUAUACAUGCCUGCUAAAGCCAUGCACGGGAUUUUAAUAUAUACUGCUUACUUUACAACUUAAAAUAGUCUAGAAAAUCCGAAAAAUAUUUGUUGCAGAAUGCUGAACACAUUUACAAUUUAUUAUGGAUUCAGUUUAUAUAGAGGUCUAAGUUUUGGAUGAAUAUUUUGAUGCCCAUAUAGACAAGCCGCGCCUGAGUUUCAAGUUUGCAUUACUCAGCCAUAAAUUAAUAAAGAAGAAAAAACAUUUAGCAUUAAAUUUGUUACAACAAAUCUUAAUUUUGUGUAUAUAAAUGAAAAAAAGACAAAGAUACAGUGACAUUUCUGUCCAUCUAAUUAUGAAAUAUAGAAAUGAAGGACAUUUUUUAUUUACCUCAACCUUCAAAUCAAUUUUACCAGGAGAGCACCACUAGACUAUGACUAUUACAAUGUUAAUGUUUGACCACUUAGAGGUGCUGUACUAGCAUAUAAACAAAUCGUAAGGCAAUUUGCAAUUAGUAACUAUGUAUAUGAUUUUUAGAUGUUGUUGAAUUAUUUGUAUUCAGUUGUAUUCAUACUGUUUCCGUUGUGUCUAUGAGUGUAUAAUUGUAAUGCAAGAACCUGAAUGUUCUGUAUUUAUUUGUUGGCAUGUAUAAAGAAUUAUCUGUAAAAGUAAUAUAUUUCAUAAUUUAUGUUUACUGUGCAGCUCUUUACAUAAUUUGCACAACAGCCGAUACAGGAGCUGCAGAAUGUAUUUGGACA
Onychostoma macrolepis is the source of this 10848-nucleotide messenger RNA. Its product is annotated as helicase with zinc finger domain 2-like. The record is from RefSeq and is a predicted model, not a curated record. Lineage: Eukaryota; Metazoa; Chordata; Actinopteri; Cypriniformes; Cyprinidae. Bases 123 to 8129 code for a protein of 2668 amino acids. Gene Ontology annotation, molecular function: 5'-3' DNA helicase activity; RNA binding; RNA nuclease activity. The transcript has 21 exons.